Pogona vitticeps (central bearded dragon) is the source of this 1576-nucleotide messenger RNA. The record is from RefSeq and is a predicted model, not a curated record. Lineage: Eukaryota; Metazoa; Chordata; Lepidosauria; Squamata; Agamidae.
CCAUUUGAUUGGUUUAGCGGCCGAAAUAAAUCUGUUACUCGGGAACAAGACCCAUUGAAAAUGUGACUUCUCAGUAAACACGGAUAUAGGGAUUGCGUGAGAACUUGUGCGCUCUCUCUUUUCGCUUCUCUGGGCCACAGCGAUACGAGGCAAAAUUAAUCUGUUAUGCUUUUUUUCGGCAGGCUAGGAAAGACUAACUGGACGCCACUUCUUCCGUUGAAUUAGGACCUUCAUAUUAUUUUAAUAUUUUAAAUAUUACAGGAGAAAGAAGUGCAACAUACAAAAAAAAUAUCAUGUUUAUACAAAUGAAUAGGAUUUGGAAAUACUGUAUUUGUUGCCCUGAGGACUGCUGUUGAGAGGAGCCAAUUCAGGUGCAUUCUCUGCUGGCCAAAAUAUGUUCUGUUUUACAAAAAGUCUCGAGACUCUUGACACAUUUUAAAACUGAGGUGUGUGUGAUAAUUUCCACUAGAACAUCUUCACCAACUGUUUACUCCGAGAAUAAAAGAAGCUGUAUUAUCCUCUAGGAAUUACAAAAUCCACAGCAGGAUGCCCCAGAAACACUAUUAGGAUCAAUCACAGUGCUUCAAAAUAGUGAAGAAGUCUUCAAAUUAUCUGAAACUUUUCACCAGGUUGGAUGUUAAGGGGAUGGAGGAGCCAGGAGAAAGUGGCUUGAUUUUAGAAACUAAAAGACUUCACUUUUUGGUCAUAGUUUUAAUGUAAACUGCAAGAAACAAUAGCUGUGGUUUUAUGCAGGUACCCACAGAGCUUAUUUGUAUACAUGAAGCUAAACUGAAGAAAACACCAUUAGGAGUACCCUUGAAACCUCUUCAGAAGGGUAUCCGUGUUAAUUUUAGUGCUUUGAGAAGAAGCUAUGGAAACUGCGUACCUCAAAAAAUGUUUAGGCACAUGCUUAUCAGAGGGUCUUGCUGAGGUGGCAGAACGUCGACCUGCAGAUCCAAUACAGUACUUGGCCUUCUGGAUUUACAAAUAUAAGAAAAAUAUGGUUGAAGAACUACAGAGGAAGCUGGAGAGGGAAGAAUUGGAGCGAAUGCGGGAAGAAGCCCAAAGAGAAAUGGAAAUGUUAGAAAGAAUGAAAGAAGAAGAACUUUUAAUUCAGCAGAAGCUUGAAGAAGAGAGGCAGGCGCAGAUGGAAAGAGAGCGGGAAGAACGGGAAAGGAUAGAAAGAGAGAGAGCGGAAGAGUUCCUGUUAGAACAGAAGCGACUAGCAGAGAUGGAGGCAAAGGCAGCGGCAGAACAAGAGGCAGCAUCAAAGACCCUAGCCCAGUUAACUGAUAAAUAUGGUGCUCCUAAUUUGAGUAGGGUGGAUGAGAUCGAUGAAAUGGAACAAUCUGAGUAUGCACUUACUACUAUAACUGAGUCUGAGGAUGAAGAGGAGGAGCUGACAUUCUGAUAAAGCAUUUUUCCCCAUUUGCUGGUCCCAAUUCUGAAGACUUCAAAGCUUACUCCAAACAUGAAUGAACCUUCAUCAAGAUGUUUGGGGCUAACAGAUAAAGUGAGUUAAUGCCCUUAAGAGGUAGAUUCUUUCCCACUUCUUUGAAAAUAAAAGCAGGUUGUA